AUGGCAAAAUUAUAUUCAAAGACUGAAUUUAACAGUUUAAUGGAGAAGGUGGAGGCAGUUGAUGUUAGAGUAAAGAAUUACUUGAAUUUGGUGGAAUACGAUAAGUGGGCUAGAUCAUAUGCAUCAGUUCAUAAGGGAUGGACUUUGACAUUAAGCAUUGUCGAAUCAAUUAAUGUUGCACUAGUAUUGGCUAGAGAAUUACCAAUAUAUGAUUUUCUAGAGGAAGUUAGAUUGAUGUUUGGUAGAUGGAACUGUGAAAACAAACAGCAGGUUAUACCUGCAUCAGAAUAUAUAUGUAUAGUCCACGACAAGGAGAAACAUUUAACUGUUUGUCUUAAGGAAAAGAAACAUUCUUGCAAUGAAUUUCAGUUGGAUGAGAUACCGUGUGCUCAUGCUUGUACAGUUCUUGAUAGCAAGAAUUUUAAGAAGAGACCAUAUUGCUCUGAUCUAUACAAGCCAAAAACAGUCUUGAGAACAUAUGAUGUUCUAGUUUAUCCUCUACCACACAAAGAUGACUGGAUAAUUCCAAAUGAAAUUUUGGUUGAGGUAGUUCUGCCCCUAAAAUACAAGUGA
Molecule: messenger RNA, 573 nt
Organism: Capsicum annuum
Lineage: Eukaryota; Viridiplantae; Streptophyta; Magnoliopsida; Solanales; Solanaceae
Exons: 2
Coding region: 1-573 (190 amino acids)
Molecular function (GO): zinc ion binding
Source: RefSeq, a predicted model, not a curated record